GUCGCCCGCACCAUGUCCGCGGCCGCCUACAUGGACUUCGUGGCUGCCCAGUGUCUGGUUUCCAUUUCGAACCGCGCUGCGGUGCCGGAGCAUGGGGGCGCUCCGGACGCCGAGCGGCUGCGACUACCUGAGCGUGAGGUGACCAAGGAGCACGGUGACCCGGGGGACACCUGGAAGGAUUAUUGCACGCUGGUCACCAUCGCCAAGAGCUUGUUGGACCUGAACAAGUACCGACCCAUCCAGACCCCUUCGGUGUGCAGCGACAGCCUGGAGAGUCCUGAUGAGGAUAUGGGAUCCGACAGCGACGUGACCACCGAAUCUGGGUCGAGUCCUUCCCACAGCCCGGAGGAGAGACAGGAUCCUGGCAGCGCGCCCAGCCCGCUCUCCCUCCUCCACCCUGGAGUGGCUGCGAAGGGGAAACACGCCUCCGAAAAGAGGCACAAGUGCCCCUACAGUGGCUGUGGGAAAGUCUAUGGAAAAUCCUCCCAUCUCAAAGCCCAUUACAGAGUGCAUACAGGUGAACGGCCCUUUCCUUGCACGUGGCCAGACUGCCUUAAAAAGUUCUCACGCUCAGAUGAGCUGACCCGCCACUACCGGACCCACACUGGGGAGAAGCAGUUCCGCUGUCCGCUGUGUGAGAAGCGCUUCAUGCGGAGUGACCACCUGACCAAGCACGCCCGGAGGCACACGGAGUUCCACCCCAGCAUGAUCAAGCGAUCAAAAAAGGCGCUGGCCAACCCUUUGUGAGGUGCUGCCCCCCCGAAGCCAGGGAGGGACUGACCGGGAAGGACAGAGCUACUCCCAGCAAAUGGACAGACACGUGGGAAUCACGGCCCGAAGAGGCACACAGCCCGCACAGGAAGUCACUGUUCUUUGGUCACUAGUCUAAUUUUCCUCUCCCUGCGUUGUUUUUAAAAAGCACAUUGUAGCCUAAGAUCAAAGUCAACACUUGGUCCCCUUGCAGAGGCAACUUGGAACCACCGUCUCUGACUGUUGGAGGGAAGGCAAAUGUUCUUUGUUUUUUUUCCUCUCUCCUUCAAUUUUUUUUUUUUUUUUUUUUUGGCAGGGGCGGUGGGUGGGGGGUGGGGGGAGGGGUUAGGCCAAGUCUGGGGUAGAAUUUUAAAGAUUCAACACUGGUGUACAUAUGUCUGACUGGGUGAAUUGACCUGUGGCGUCACACAGUGAUUCUGGGCCCUUUCUGCUUGCUGUCUCAAAAUUGUUUUCUUACCUUCUAAUGUAAUGACGAGUGUGCUUCGGUUUCUUUAGCAAAACCACUCUCUUGAAUCACGUUACCUUUUGAGAUACAAAACGCCAUAGCACAGCUGUCUUUAUGCAAGCAAGAGCACAUCUACUCCAGCAUGAUCUGUCAUCUAAAGACUUGAAAACAAAAGUUACUUCUAGUCAAUGGGUAAGCAGUCUGAAUUUAUACUAAUCAAGACAAACCUUUGAAAGGUUACACUAAGUACAGAACUUUCAAACCUUGCUUUGUAUGAAUUGUACUUUUUGAACAUAAGCUGCACUUUUAUUUUCUAACGCAGAGGAUAAGUUAAAUACAUGCUUUAAGGGUAGAAGCAGACAUUCUGUUUGGAACCACGUUAUAAUCUGCUUAUUUUAUAGUAUACACGUUUUCCUAGGAAAUCAUGGCAGAGAUGUGAGGGCAGAAGAUAUACAACAGAUGCUAAAGGAGAAGGAGGGUAGUAUUUGUUUAUUUUAAAAAGAGCAAACAAUUCUAACUCUAUUAACUUUUCCAAAUUUUCCAAUCCUUUUAAUUAACCUCAUCUUACUGUACCAUAAUGCCACGGAGGGAGAGGGCUUUGACUCUGUUGGGUUUUAUUUGAAUGGGUGCAAAACAGUCACUAGCUGUGGAAACGUCUAUUUUUGGGGGGAAAUGUUUAUUGGUUACUUUCCCAUAUUCCUACAAAACUCCCACUAACAGUGCAGGAGUUAUGUAAAAGGAAAAGGGAGCUGCAAUGUGAAAAGAAAAAUAACAUACCCCUAUUGGUAGUGAGUGCUAAGGGAAAAUGCCACGAUGAUUUCAGAGAAGACUGCAAAAUUAUCCCUUCUGGAGAAGGAAGGCACAUGGAGUCUGUAGGAAUGAGAAGGCAUCACUGUAUCUUUCGCGUCAGUAGCCUCACCACUAUAGAUCUUCUAUCCAGGUGUCUAAAAUGGCCUCAACCACUACAUCCAUAAUAUGCCAUUUACCUGAAAACUUCAUUUUGGCCUUUACAUGGUCAGAAAAAUGAACUGAGUUCUCAUCGUUAAAAGAAACCUCAAAUAGAGGAGUCAGCAGUGAUCGUGGGGGAAAUGUUUACAUUUUUUUUUUCAUCAGAAACGAUGUUUUCUGACAAUUUUAUCUGAUAUUUAAAACAGGGAGCUCUGAUGCACUCUUGUUUAUACGUGUGCUAUAAGAUGUGGUGUGUAAACGUGUGGGGUGCCCACCUAUGGGUAAUUUCACCUGACACAUGCGAGUUUCCAGUUCAGAACCAGCAUGGGCGCCUGCAGCCGGCAUGGGUCACAGCUGACUCCAACUUCCAAUACAAUAGCCAUCACUAGCACGGUGUGUUUUCUCUUUUUGUUUGUUUAACCAACGUAGUUGUAUUAGCAGUUCUAUAAAGAGAACCGCUUUUAACAUUAGGGACUGGGAGCAGUCCAUGGGAUAAAAAGGAAAGUGUUUUCUCACGGGAAAACAUGUCAGGAAAAAUAAAGAACACUUUCUACCUCUGUUUCAGAUUUUUGAAACGCUUAUUUUAAACCAAAUUUUAAUUUCUGUGUCCAAAAUAAGUUUUAAGGACAUCUGUUCUUCCAUAUGAAAUAGGUUAGGCUGCCUAUUUCUUACUGAACUCAUGGAAUGGUUCUGCUUGUGAUCCUCUGCACGCUGCCUUUUAGUGAGUGAGGAGUUUGGGGUUGCCUUAGCAACCCACUAACUUGUACAAACUCAUCUUUCCCUCACAGAAUGAAAGGAAGGAAAACCAAGCAAAGUCAGUGAAAGACAAUCCUUGUAGUUUCAGGAGUAAAUCUAUAUGUGGCUUUUGUCCAGCACUUAGAUGGAUGUAAGUGCAGCAACUUGUUUAAAAAAAAAAUGCACAAUUUACUUCCCAAAAAAAGUUGCUACUUGCCUUUUUGAGUUGUUAAGGAACACACAUUUGAUAUUCUCUUAUAUGUUAUAGUAACGUAACGUAUAAACUCAAGGCUUUUUAUUCUUUGUGAUAAAUCCUGUUUUAAAAUGUCACAAAACAGGAACCAGCAUUCUAAUUAGAUUUACUCUAUCAAGAUAUGGUUCAAAUAGGACUACUAGAGUUCGUUGAACACUAAAACUAUGAAACAAUUACUUUUUAUAUUAAAAAGACCAUGGAUUUAACUUAAAAAAAUCCAAAUGCAGGAUAGUAAUUUUUGUUUACUUUUUUAACCAAACUGAAUUUUUUGAAAGACUAUUGCAGGUGUUUAAAAAGAAAGAAAAAUUGUUUUAUCUAAUACUGUAAGUAGUUGUCAUAUUCUGGACAAUUUCCUAGUUUUAGAGUUAAGAUAACUCCUCUCCUUGGUUAGGGAAGAAGAAAGCCCUUCACCACUGUGGAAUGAUGCCCUGGCUUUAAGGUGUAGCUCUACAUCAUGCUUCUUCUUUUGAGAAUUAUAUUUGGUAGUUAUACUUACAGACACUGAUUAGUUGUCAGUUUGCAGGUAGAUUUAGCACAGUACUCAUCACUCUGGAUAGAUUGAGAUGUUCUUUCACAACAGAUGAACGAUCUGUAUCACUGUAAGACACGGAUCUUUACAACUGUUUAAUCAGUUUUAUUUUUGUACAGUAUUAGUGACCUAAGUUAUUUUGUUGUCCCGUUUUUGUAAAUCAAAUGAAAUUAUAAAAGAGGAUUCUGACAGUAGGUAUUUUGUACAUAUGUAUAUAUGUUGUCCAAAUAAAAAUAAUAAAUGAUAAA
Molecule: messenger RNA, 3929 nt
Organism: Phacochoerus africanus (Common warthog)
Lineage: Eukaryota; Metazoa; Chordata; Mammalia; Artiodactyla; Suidae
Gene: KLF9
Product: KLF transcription factor 9
Exons: 2
Coding region: 13-747 (244 amino acids)
Biological process (GO): regulation of transcription by RNA polymerase II
Molecular function (GO): DNA-binding transcription factor activity, RNA polymerase II-specific; RNA polymerase II cis-regulatory region sequence-specific DNA binding
Source: RefSeq, a predicted model, not a curated record